CGGGAGCUCAGCAGCUGCCACACUCUGCAGAUAUCUCUCUAUUUAAAGUUCAAAGAGGCACAGGAUAACAAUAAGGAAGGAAGCCGCGUGGCCCUGACUAAGCCACCCAACAAUAGAAAUAAUGGCUGCAAAAGAGUCAACAUCGCCACAGCUAAUGGUUCCCGUUCUUCUCCUGGUUGGAUGGAUUGUAGGCUGCAUCAUCGUGGUUUAUAUCGUCUUCUCUUAGAAAAGCAAGAAGACUUCAGGCUGAUACCACAUAGAAGAACUAAGAAAAACAUGAACAUGAUUGAUCAUUAAAGGUGUCUCAUAUUAAACAGCUGCAGUGUUUCACAUCUUCUGGAAGCUAGAAUUUGUUUGCCUAAGAAUAUCUUAGGAACCUGAUCCAAUUACAGAUAUAAAAUAUAAGAAAAUUCAGGUGGAGUUUUCUGUGUCAAGAAAGUAGGAAAUAUAUGCUGCACUAUGGCUAAAAACACUUGAAGCAGCAGGGUUGAGUAUGAUAAUUUAAUUAGAUUAAAAAUGUUUUGUAGGCUCCUUCCAAAAUGAA
Microtus oregoni (creeping vole) is the source of this 544-nucleotide messenger RNA. It is a transcript of the gene Strit1, whose product is annotated as small transmembrane regulator of ion transport 1. The transcript has 3 exons. Gene Ontology annotation, biological process: regulation of ATPase-coupled calcium transmembrane transporter activity; regulation of slow-twitch skeletal muscle fiber contraction. The record is from RefSeq and is a predicted model, not a curated record. The coding region runs from base 122 to 226 and encodes 34 amino acids. Lineage: Eukaryota; Metazoa; Chordata; Mammalia; Rodentia; Cricetidae.